Messenger RNA from Panicum virgatum (switchgrass), 1466 nucleotides. RefSeq names its product bifunctional L-3-cyanoalanine synthase/cysteine synthase 2, mitochondrial-like. Gene Ontology annotation, molecular function: cysteine synthase activity. The transcript has 10 exons. The coding region runs from base 148 to 1269 and encodes 373 amino acids. The record is from RefSeq and is a predicted model, not a curated record. NCBI's taxonomy places the organism in Eukaryota, Viridiplantae, Streptophyta, Magnoliopsida, Poales, Poaceae. Gene Ontology annotation, cellular component: cytoplasm.
GAGCCUGCUCUCGGCUGCUAUUUUAGCCGCGCCUAAGGCACACUGGCCUCCUCCACUCGUGGCCACUCCUGCAUCAUCAUCCACGCUGCGCGACACACAGUGAGCGAGAGCUAGGUAGCUUGCUAGCUUGGCCAGAGGGCGUCGAGAAUGGAGAGGAUGCUGGUGAGGCUCAUGCGGAGGAGGUCGCUCCUCCACCAGGGAGCAGUAGCUGCAGCUCCCAUCUCGCUGGCGGGUUCGUCGUCGCUCUUCUCCACGCAGCAGCUGCAAGCGGUCGCCGCGGAUCCGGGCGUCCUGCCCGGGCUCAAGAUCAGGGACUCCGCGUCCCAGCUGAUUGGGAGGACACCGAUGGUCUACCUGAACAAGGUCACCGAGGGAUGCGGCGCCCGGAUCGCGGCCAAGCUCGAGUUCCUGCAGCCGUCCUUCAGCGUCAAAGACAGGCCAGCAAUUUCAAUGUUGGAAGAUGCUGAAAAGAAGGGGUUGAUCACACCAGGAAAGACGACACUGAUCGAGCCCACAUCUGGGAACAUGGGCAUUGGCUUGGCUUUCAUGGCUGCCCUAAAAGGGUAUGAACUCAUUCUUACAAUGCCAUCAUACACCAGUCUUGAAAGGAGGGUGACCAUGAGGGCCUUUGGUGCAAAUCUGGUCCUUACCGACCCAACAAAAGGGAUGGGUGGAACAGUGAGAAAAGCAACAGAGCUUUAUGAGAAACAUCCAAGUGCAUACAUGCUUCAACAGUUUCAGAAUCCUGCUAAUGUCAAGAUACAUUAUGAGACAACUGGUCCAGAAAUAUGGGAGGACACACUUGGACAGGUUGAUAUUUUUGUCAUGGGGAUCGGGAGUGGUGGCACUGUCACAGGUGUCGGGAAGUACCUCAAGGAGAAGAACCCAAACGCAAAGAUCUAUGGAGUUGAACCCGCUGAAGCAAAUGUUCUGAAUGGUGGAAAGCCAGGACCACACCUCAUCACUGGAAAUGGAGUAGGCUUCAAGCCAGAUAUUUUGGAUAUGGAUGUAAUGGAAAAGGUUCUUGAGGUGAAAAGUGAGGAUGCUGUUAAGAUGGCUCGAGAAUUAGCAGUUAAGGAGGGUCUUUUGGUUGGGAUAUCAUCAGGAGCAAACACUGUUGCUGCUCUUGAACUAGCAAAGAAACCGGAAAACAAAGGAAAACUCAUUGUGACUGUUCUUCCAAGCCUUGGGGAGCGGUACUUGUCAUCUGCACUGUUUGAUGAGUUGAGAAAGGAGGCUGAAGCCAUGGAACCAGUGCCAGUAGACUAAUCUAGUAUAUGGUAAAUCAAACAGAGGACUGGAUAAUCGGUGCAUAAUGAAUAUCCUAGCAACCAUGUUGCAACUUCAAGUUGUAUUUCAAUUCCUCUCAUCAAAGUUGUACCUUCAGUUUGUCAUCUGUGGACCUUGUGGGAAAAAACAAAAAUAACAAUUAAAAUGUUGAAAAAAGCAAAUUUAAUCUCUAGACA